AAUGUGCUGUGCUUUCAAUAAUUUAAAUGAAUACUAAUUAAACGCUAUAAACACAUUUAAAAAACGUAGUUGGCCAGCUUCCCUCCGGCUCCGGCGUUCAAAGACAUUGUGUUCAGGCGUUAUCCAGGCCAGCGCGGUGUCCGGAGAGCAGCUGGUGCUGACUGAUGUUGGACCAGGAAGAGGUCUGUGUAUUGAUCUGCAGUCUGCUGAUCGAACUCAUCAAUAACUCCUUUAACUGUUCAAUCCUCGGCUCAUCCGGCUCCGUGUGAAUCCUCAGCAUGCCUCUGUUCAACCACAACCCGUUUGACCAGGAUGUCGAGAAGUCAACCAAUGAAAACAACACAACAGACGACUGGGGGCUCAUUAUGGACAUCUGCGACAAGAUUGGAACGACAUCCAACGGACCAAAGGACAGCUUGAGAUCCAUAAUGAAGAGAGUCAACCACAAAGUGCCUCAUGUUGCCAUGCAGGCCCUCAAUCUGCUGGGUGCUUGUGUGUCAAACUGCGGUAAAAUAUUCCACUUGGAGAUCUGCUCUCGGGAGUUCUCCGGUGAAGUACGGAGUGUACUGAGCAGGGCCCACCCUAAGGUGUGUGAGAAGCUGAAGGCUCUGAUGGUGGAGUGGGCAGAAGGCUUCCAGAAAGAUCCACAGCUCAGCCUGAUCAGUGCCACCAUCAAGUCUCUGAAAGAGGAGGGCAUCAGCUUCCCCACCGCGUCCUCACAGGGUUCCUCCACAAAGGCCAGCACACCUGCUGCCGGCAAACCAUCGGAUGAUGACAACCUGGCCAAAGCCAUCGAGCUGUCCCUGCAGGAGCAGAAGCAGCCGGUGGAGACGCGGCCCCUGACCGUGACCUCUGACCCCCCAAGCUACACCAAUGGCGGUGGCAGCGGGGGCCAGGAGGCCCGGAAGGUGCGAGCGCUGUACGACUUCGAAGCGGCGGAAGAUAACGAGCUGACCUUCAAAACUGGAGAACUUAUUCUGGUUCUGGAUGACAGCGAUCCAAACUGGUGGAAAGGAGAGAACCACAGAGGACUGGGACUCUUCCCUUCCAACUUCGUCACGACCAACCUGAACGCUGAGCCGGAGACAGUGACAUUUGUUGAAAAGGCAGCCACUCCUGAAGAGACGAGCCUGGAGACCAAAGUAGAGCCUGAGCCCGUCUUCAUUGACGAGGGGAAGAUGGACCGAACGCUGGCGCUGCUGCAGAAUGCAGAUCCUGCGGAUCCGGCUCCCGACUCUGCAGAGCUGCUCCAGCUGGAGGGUGCAUGUGAACAGAUGAACCCCAUGAUUGACGAGAGGCUGCAGGAGAUUGACAGGAAACACUCUGAGUUGUCGGAGCUGAAUGUGAAAGUUCUGGAGGCGCUGGAGCUUUACAACAAGCUGAUGAACGAGGCUCCGUUCUACUCGGCCUACUCCAAGAUGCAGGCGCAGUACGCUCCGGCAGGCUCAGCUGUGGCCAUGCAGGGUUACCUCGGCCCAGCUGGCGGCGCCUACCUGCCUCCGGGGAUGCCCCAGGUACCGACCGCUCAGCCCUACGCUCUGCCCAGUGACCAACCCGGACAGCUGCACUCACUGCCCCCCAACGUCUCGGCUCCACCCAGCUGCCAAGCUGCUCAGCCCCCCUACAUGAGCAGCGGUAUGAACGCUCAGUACAUGAACCACGCAGCUGGAGCGCCGUACGCCCACCAGGCGGGCGUGGCCAUGGACAUGUCGACCUAUCACAACUCCAACAUGCCUCCUGUGUCCUACCCGGUGGCCGCCCCCCCUCACCAGGCUCCUCAGCAGCAGCAGGCGGCGUAUUAUCAGCAGCCUCUGCUGUAAACCGCCGACUGACCGCAGACCUGACAUCAGUACACACCUCAGAUAUUUCACUUUCCAGCGGCGUGUUCAUUUGGCUUACUUUUGUGCCUGAUGAGCUGAACUGAACGCACCCCUGUGAACGUCUGAAAUAACUGAGGUGUGUAUGUGACGCAGGUCUGUCUUGGACACUCUCUCUGUGUGUGUGCACGUCCUCAGCUUCUGUACGUGAGGCUAAACAUGGCGUCAGGAGUCUUCACUGCUUUUUCCCGGCUGACGGUGAACGCGGCGCUGCUCGUCACACACAUCACAGGUCAACACAGAAGAAGAAGAAGAGUUGCCAGUCACCGAUACAGGACCACCACAUCAUGAGCAGUCAUCGCCUAAUUCAACACAAUGCUCCUCCCAAACAUUUCUGUUUCUGAUUGACCCCCUUUCUAAAGAAUUCACUCAACAUGUCGUCUCCUGAGGAGGUACCGGAGGGUCGGCCGUGUCCACACUAAUGUAGAUAAAUGAGAAAACAUGAUUCUUUUUCUACCUUGUUUAUAUACCGACAGUGUAGUGAAAGCAAUCCCCUCUCGAUGUCUACACUGGAUACGUUCAGACACAGUACGGCUGUGCACUAGAACCGCUUUGGCAGCCCACAUAGCCGAAUAUAAGUCAGAAUAAAAUAGACUAAAAUAGCAGCUCUGCAUGUAAGGGAAAUGUGAGCCUUUACGCUCGGCCGGUUCAGACCGCUGUAUUGAUCAAAAUGAAGCACAUCUGUUCUGUCAGAUGACUGAAAAACACGGCUGAAACGUGACCGCUAUAGACGACCCGCAAGCCGACAAAAACAACUUUUUGAAACACGUUCUGCAGAGUAAAUAAAGUUGAAAAGUCUCACGUUGUAGUUUGGACAGUAAAACUGAGCUGUCAUGCAUGAUAUAUGCUAGUGCGCUAGCUAGAGCUGCAACGAAUAAUCAACUAGCUGUCAACUAUGAAAAUAAUAGCCUACUAUUUUGAUAAUAAAUUGAUCGGUUUGAGUCGCUCAGUUCUCUGAUUGCAGCUUUCCUGGUUUCUUUCCUCCUCUGUGACAGUAAAGUGAAUAUCUUUGAGACAUUUGAGGACGUCAUCUUGGGCUUUGGGAAACACUGAUCAACAUUUUUCACCAUUUU
Sebastes umbrosus (honeycomb rockfish) is the source of this 2950-nucleotide messenger RNA. RefSeq names its product signal transducing adaptor molecule (SH3 domain and ITAM motif) 2 (gene stam2). Gene Ontology annotation, biological process: signal transduction. Gene Ontology annotation, cellular component: endocytic vesicle. The record is from RefSeq and is a predicted model, not a curated record. The coding region runs from base 279 to 1820 and encodes 513 amino acids. NCBI's taxonomy places the organism in Eukaryota, Metazoa, Chordata, Actinopteri, Perciformes, Sebastidae. The transcript has 14 exons. Gene Ontology annotation, molecular function: ubiquitin binding; phosphatidylinositol binding.